Messenger RNA from Closterium sp. Yama58-4, 4396 nucleotides. NCBI's taxonomy places the organism in Eukaryota, Viridiplantae, Streptophyta, Zygnematophyceae, Desmidiales, Closteriaceae. The record is from the annotation of a GenBank genome assembly.
AUGCGGGCGUAUAUCGAGAAAUUUCGAUAUAAUCCACUAAUUCUCAGAGUAGCGCUGCUCGUUACCGUGCUCUCCGUCUCCUCCGUCCGUCUUGAACAGCCGCUCCUGCUGCGCGUCCGAGCCGCAGGCCACAGGAGCGCGUUUCACGACCCAUCCCGCCACUCGUCGCUGUACCACCUGCAUCAGAGCACUAGUACUGUAUGGCAUAGAAAUAAGACCGCUUUUACCGAAUCGCCCAGGUCACACACUAACGAGGAUGGUUUCAGAUACGAUACGGACGGUCCUCGAUCUGAGUGGAUGAAUCCGUGGCUGAAGCAGCAGGUUCGGUCCGAGCCUGCAAUGUUGGCCUGGUUGGAGGAGUCCGUGGCGCGGGAUGCUAGUGCCGUACCUGCAGAGCUACUUGCUUCCGAGCCGCACUCUUCUGCCGAGCCUGACUCUGCUGGCUUUGCUUCUGUCUUUGCUGCCAAUGCUAGCAUAAAGCAAGGAUCCGCGUGCUCCCCCCUGGCAUCAGCAGUCCUCAUCCGAGUCACCACGGAGGCAGAUUUCAUCAAGCGCAGGAACCACCUUCCAUCCACGACAGUCAUUCUGGAGCUUCAGAACCACGUCACUCUCAAGAGAGGGCUGCUGUUCGGACCCAAGUACGCGUGCACAAUCCUGCGAUCGGGAGACAGGGCCAAAGGGAGGGGGUUCCGGCUGUACGUGCAUCGGGUGGAUGUGCCGAUACUGCGUAUAUGGAACACCAGCAACGUGAUCGUGCACCGCGUGCAGAUGUCGCAGCCGUUCCGAGCCUACUCACAGGCAUGCCCCCCGGAGAUCCCCGACGUGGGCACAAACAUCAUCUGCCCUCUCAUCCACGUCUACCGCUCCUACGGCAUUCAGAUUGUCAAGGGCUACACGUUUGGGCGGGUGGACAUGAUUCGAACAAUGCACAGCCGCAUUGACUCGAUGAAAAUGACGGCAGUGUCUGACUUCAAGAGGGGCAACGGGGUCUUGAGAGUGAUGCUGUCGGGGUAUGGACCGCUGCUGGUGCGCUGCUAUGUCUACGUCACCAACAAUGAGAUCUAUGGCGCGUACCUGCCAGUGCUGUUCCAGUUUGGAGUGGUGGGAGCAGUUUUCAAGAACAACCUCGUGCAUGACUACGUGUGGGCUGCCAUCACGUGCGGCAACAUGGUUCACUUGCAGGGCGAUUGCAUGCUCACCUCCAUUUCAAAUAACCUCGUUGUGGCCAAGGGCCGGAAUCUCACCGGCGGGGGUGACGCCACGGGGAUAUACUACGUAACGCACUGGAAUAACCCGGGUAAUUUGGCGGAGUGCAAUUACGUAAUCGGGGGUGACCACUGCUACUACCUGGACUAUGCCAGCUCGGGUGUGACUAUACGCGGAGGGGCUUGUAUCGGGACGGUGGAUGGCAUGAAGGUCAACAACGGGCACUGGAACCGCAUCCAGCAUGUGGUGAUGAAGGGCACGGAGCUCACGCCAGGGUGGUGCACGUGCCUCACUGCCACGGUGUGCAAUUGCCUCAAAGAUCCCGGCAACUACUGGGACCGCAUGAGGGCCAAGUACUACAGCAGUGCCGCGUUUCAGCAGAGAUGGCCCUGGAUGAAGGACACUUGUUCCGAGACUUCUAUUAACGGGGUUAACUGCAACACAAACGCGCCGGGCACCUUAAAGGACACGCAGACAGGCAAUUGCAGCGGGCUGCCCACAAAUAAUUACAUCGACCUGGUUCUGGUCGAUGUGCAAGAUGCGGACAUGAAUUACCGUUACUGCGAGCAGUUGCCGAAUGUUCCAAAGUUGAACACCCAUCGGCAUAUCAAUGUAACUUCCACUUCGGCACGGUUUAUUGAUUAUGCCAAGGACGAUCUGGGAGUUAGAAAAGGGUCAGACAUCUUGAAGAAACGACCACUGUUCAAAAACUGCCCCAGGAAAACAGUCGGGCCCAAGAAGGUGAGGGAUGCGUUUUAUCGUAGUGGCUCCACCUCCUCCACCAAGCUUCUCGUUCUCCCAGACCUGGCAACUCUCAUGCCUCGGUCCGAGCAUCGUUCCGAGCCUGCGUUGGUCCGUUCGAAUACAGCUGUACCAGCUCGUCAGCCGUCGGAUGCUCCUCGUUUGGUCCGUGCUUGCACCACCACCAACCGUGGGAUGCGCCGCGACUCUCAGAAUGACACGCUUCCUACUCCUCAGAAUCCCGUGCUUUCUGCUCGGCCUGCUCACUCUUCCGGCUGUGUAACCGCUUCUCAGCACCCACCGCCACCUUCGCGCUUCGCUCCCAACGGAGCUGUCAACUUCGAUUUCCAAGAUGCCGCUUCGGAUUGGGUGAAAGCCGUCGCGUCGUCGUUAAGAGGAGAGUACGUUGCUCCGCCGCCGGCGCCGGGACGGAAUCAGCCGACGGAAUCCGUCCCGGAAAAGCCUGCUCAGGGGGAGCGGAGCAAGAUGGCUCAGCAGCUUGACUUCCGCAUUCAGAUGCAGCAGCAGGAAGACGCUAAGCACGAAAAGAAGCUCAGCCUCUCCGAAAUUCUUCAGUGGGAGGCGGAAAUGGUCUCGUCGGUCUGUCCCAAAGCGCGUCCCGCUCCUCCAACGGUUAAGAUACCCGUUUUUGGUUUCUCGGAUCCUCUGGAGGUGAAGCCUGCAGUGCUGGCUCCAGGUGCUAACGUGGAAGCCGAGAAAUUGGACGAUAAGUUAUUUAUUGAUGAGCUGCUUAUGGAAUUUGACAUGUACUCGAUGGCAACUCCUGCCGCUGUUCCGUGUCCCACGCCCACCGGCUGGGGCUCCAACGCGUGGGAGCCUGCCGUUCCGCCGACCCCCUCAGGCAUCCCUCCUACGCCGUCUGCUCCGGCUGGCGGAUUUGCUUCGCUAUGGUCGGAGGCGUGGACGGAUGGCUUUAACGUGGACCUGUUGAGCUUGGCUGGCAACCCAGCGUUGUGCACGACCGCCAUGGCCGCCUCUCCUGCCGCGCUGCUUCCGCUCCUCGUCCUCGCCGUCAUAUGCGCCGUCACCACCGCGCACAUGGCGGCAGGCGAGCACGCGGAUCCCCACAACGCGGAUCGCCAGAGCGCUUUCGUCACGGUGGGAGUGCCGGUGCGAGUGCGAGGCGCAAGCGAGGCUGCAACUGCCAGAAGCCUCAAAAGCGAAAUCACUGCGGGAAGCGGGAAUGACAGCUUGGGCGUCGGGGUGGGGGUGGGGGUGGGGCUGGGGGGCGGUGCGGUGGAGGCUCGGGUCCACGUGGCAACGCAGAUCAAAGUGUCGGGUGUGAGCCUCCCCGUCAGUUUCGACGCCCUCCGCUGCUUCAGCCUUCCCCGGGCAGCGCGCAAGGCGGCGGGAGACGUGCAGGUGUGGUGGCACGGGCUCACGGCCGGCGCCACGGGCGGCGGCACGGGCGGCAGCAGUGGCGGCACGCGGGGCGGCGGUUCGUAUGGGAAGGGAGGAGGAGCGGCAUGCAAAGAAAUCAAGUUCUUUGCGAACCCGGCCUGCAAGGGCAAGGCGCUGGAUGAGGUGCUGCAGCCGCAGUUUGCCGCUCUGAGGAGAUUCUUCCACGUGCCCAGCUCAAAGAGAAUUUCCCAAUGGACUUCCGUCUCCUGCAAGUGUGAAAUCACCUGCCAGCACGCCACGUGUCCCGCCAACUCCACGUGCAUGCCAACGACUGACAGCAAGGGCGUCACUUGUCCAUGCGACCCCGGCUUUGCUGCUGUGAAUGGAACUUGCCAAGACUUGUGCAAUGCGGUGAAUUGUGGGCCUGGCGGCAGCUGCACAAAAGAUGACAAUGGAAAGCCAUUCUGCAGUUGCAACCCAGGCUUUAAGCUGUCGAAUGACACGCUCUCAUGCUUUGACUUGUGUGAUGCGGUGAAUUGUGGCCCGGGUGGCAAUUGCACAAAGGAUGCGAGCGGAAAACCAUCUUGUACUUGCAACGCGGGCUUUAAGCCGUCGAAUGACACGCUUUCGUGCAUUGACUUGUGUGAUUCGGUGAAUUGUGGUCCUGGAGGCAACUGCACAAAGGAUGCCAGCGGAAAGCCAUUCUGCAGCUGCAACACGGGCUUUAAGCCGUCAAAUGACUCGCUCUCUUGCAUUGACAACUGUGCUGCAGUGAAUUGUGGGCCUAAUGGCAAGUGCGUGAGGAAGGAGAAUGGCGAUCCCACCUGCCAGUGCGACGCUGGCUACGAGAUGCUUCCGGACAAACUGUUCUGCGACAUGGGUUGCGACUUGUUGGGCUGUGGUUCGGAUGGCGAUUGUGUGAUCAACGCCGAUGGACUCCGCUCUUGCAAAUGGAAAUCACCCUGUGGCACAUGCCCCACUGGAGCCACCUGCAAGACCAUGCGUGCAAAUAAUUUUGAAGAGGCGGUCGUGCCAUAUUGCGAGUGCCCCCCAGGCUAUGGGAUGACCGCAACAGAAUGCAAAGCGG